Manihot esculenta (cassava) is the source of this 1909-nucleotide messenger RNA. RefSeq names its product pectin acetylesterase 5. Lineage: Eukaryota; Viridiplantae; Streptophyta; Magnoliopsida; Malpighiales; Euphorbiaceae. Gene Ontology annotation, molecular function: hydrolase activity. The transcript has 12 exons. The record is from RefSeq and is a predicted model, not a curated record. Bases 222 to 1484 code for a protein of 420 amino acids.
AAUAAAAGUUCGGUUUUUCGGUUUCUCCCCUAUCACAACCGCGACUCUCAGGUGUCGCCGGGUCUGGGAAGUGAGAAGCUUGCUCCUUGGCUUCAACAAACGACACCGUCAAGUCCUCCUUUCGCCUUUGGGUCGGAUUGCAGGUCGAUUCUUCUCACAAUAUCGUUUGAAACUGCAGCUACUGUUUCUGUAUAUUAGUGCGUAAAACCCCUACCUCUUGGAUGGCGAACCCUAGGCUUCGCUCUUUGCUAUGGUGGAGAAAGUGGGCCAAGAAAGAUUGGGCGAUUGCAGCCGUCGGAUUCACCAUCAUCAUCUUCGCUCUUUCUUUUCUUUUCGAUUCACGAGCCGACGAUCUCGAUCUCACCGCUGCAGACGAUCUCGUUGACUUAACCUUACUGCAAAAUGCCAAAGAUAGAGGCGCUUUUUGUUUAGACGGGAGUUUGCCUGGUUACCAUUUCCAGAGGGGAUUUGGAUCUGGUUCUAGAAAUUGGCUAUUGCACAUUGAGGGUGGAGGCUGGUGCAAUACCAUAGCUUCAUGUUUGGAUCGCAAAACGACACCGUUAGGAUCUUCUAGGUACAUGCAGCGCCAGGUUCCUUUUGCUGGAUUACUGAGCAAGAACCCAUCUCAGAAUCCUGAUUUCUUCAACUGGAACAAAGUCAAGAUACGUUACUGUGAUGGUGCAUCUUUGGCUGGCCAUCCCGAAAGUGAAUUGAAGAAUGUCACAAAGCUUUACUUCAGAGGCCAGUUCAUUUGGGAUGCAUUUAUGGAUGAACUUUUAUCAAUAGGGUUGUCCAAUGCCAAGCAGGCUCUUCUGUCAGGAUGCUCUGCUGGAGGAUUGGCAACUCUUAUUCAUUGUGAUAACUUUCGAGAUCUUAUGCCAAAGGAUGCUAAUGUAAAAUGCCUUGCUGAUGCAGGUUUUUUCCUUGAUGAGAAAGAUAUUCUUGGAAACUACACCAUGAGAUCUUUCUAUCAUGAUGUUGUCAACCUUCAGGGUGUUACUAAAAGUUUGCCGAAGAACUGUGUUUCAAGAAUGGAUUCAUCCAAGUGUCUUUUUCCUCAAGAAAUUAUUAAAAACAUAAGAACACCACUAUUCAUAGUCAACCCAGUUUAUGAUUUUUGGCAGAUUCAUCAUAUCUUGGUACCAGAUGGAUCAGAUGUUCAUGGCCAUUGGCAAAAGUGCAGAAUGAAUCUUCAGUAUUGUAAUCCUGGACAGAUUGAGAUAUUACAUGGUUUCCGUAGUUCUCUGCUCAAUGCACUGAGUGAUUUUCAGAAAAAAGAGGAAGGGGGGAUGUUCAUAAAUUCUUGCUUUAUUCAUUGCCAAACAUGGGUGGCUGACACAUGGCAUUCACAUACUUCUCCAAAAAUCAACAAUAAGACCAUUGCUGAGGCUGUAGGUGACUGGUACUUCAACCGUAGAGUGGUGAAGGAAGUUGACUGCCCUUAUCCAUGCAACCCCACUUGCUAUAACAUGGAAUUUGCUUGAUCUUGGCAGUUGGCAUAGCUCCUGAAAUUUCAAAGCAUCUUUGGGUUACACUUCACUUUAGAUCUCAAGGUAACUACUCUGAAGCCCGACCACCUUCGAUAAUAUAAUUUUACUAUCCGCGGCUUGAUCCCAGGUACUUGCAAGGAAGUUGAGGUUUGCAGAUACCGCAUAUAAUUAAUUGAAUAGUGCUAAUUGGGGAUAAGACAUUUCUCAUAUUGCUGCUUGGUUGGUUUGUAUUACCCAGGUGGUAUAACUGGUGAUGUUCUGUAUGCCAUUACCUUUGUUCGUUAUCUGCUCAAAGGGAACGAAUGUAUGGGUGAAAUAUGGACUGAAACGAUCACCCAUAUUUCUGAUCUUUUAUCUUUAUUUAUUUUUGGUUGACUGUAUCAUUUGAUUCUUUAUCUUUAUAAGAAAGUUAAUUGACA